CAGUGGUCAGUUGCAGCAACGCUGCCGCCGUGAAGCCGAAGAAGCGAAGCAGGCGAAGAUGGCUGCCACCAUGAAGUCGACAGUAGCAGUUGAAGACGUUAAUGUGACGUUUGAGGACCAGCAGAAGAUCAACAAAUUCGCCAGAAACACAAGCCGAAUGACAGAGCUCAAAGAUGAAAUAGAAGCCAAGAAAAAAUCCCUGCAGAACCUGCAAGAUGCCAGUGACGACCUCAUGAUGUUCGAUGACGACUCUUUGCUGAUCCCCUAUCAGAUCGGUGAUGUGUUUAUCAGCCACACGCAGGAAGAAACACAGGAGAUGCUAGAAGCUGCCAAGGAGGCACUGGAGCAGGAGGUCAAGGACCUGGAAGCACGAGUGUCAGCAAUUCAGCAAGUGUUAGGCGAUCUGAAGGUCCAGCUCUACGCCAAGUUUGGAAACAACAUCAACCUGGAGGCAGAUGAAAGCUGAGCGCUGAAAUGGACAUUGACAGCUGUCUCAGUACGGACGUUUUCACACAGCGCUCACAUCAAAUUCAUAGGAAGCUUGCCAAAGCGAAACAUCAAGUAGGACGCCGCAUGCAUGGAUUAGAUUUACAGCAUCUGGCUCAUGUUGUCAUUUACGUUUGUUUACCCAGAUGAUGUACAUGUUUUCAUCUUGGUUUUGGAACAGGAAAACAAAGGUAAAUCUUUGGAAAGUGAAUAAAAUGCACACGAUUUCUCAUCUAUUUUAAUUGGUCACUUAUUUAAUGUUGGUGUGUUUUAUCUUUGGCUAAUCUGACUGAAGUGGAAUAAAUUCAGUGAAGCAG
Messenger RNA from Myripristis murdjan (pinecone soldierfish), 803 nucleotides. It is a transcript of the gene pfdn4, whose product is annotated as prefoldin subunit 4. The transcript has 4 exons. The record is from RefSeq and is a predicted model, not a curated record. Bases 59 to 466 code for a protein of 135 amino acids. Lineage: Eukaryota; Metazoa; Chordata; Actinopteri; Holocentriformes; Holocentridae. Gene Ontology annotation, biological process: protein folding. Gene Ontology annotation, cellular component: prefoldin complex; cytoplasm.